AAUAAAGUUUCCAGUCUUGUUUUUAAAUGGUUUUUAAUAUAUAUAUAACCUUACCGGUGUUAGUAAAUGAAAUAUUUGGAAUUUGGUUGUUGUUUUAAUGUAUUAUUAUUUUUUGUUUUUAAAAAAUGGAGUGUGUAGUUGCUAAUGUUGAUCACAUGCGAUUUGAUAUUGAAAUAGCAUUAGACGAACAAUAUGGGGCUCUUCCUUUACCAUUCACAGGAAUGGAUAAAUCCAUUGCGGCAGUUUGUCAGUUUUAUCCACGUGGAACUUGUAAUAAAGGUGCUUCUUGUCCCUUUAGACAUGUUCGAGGAGAUAGAACAAUUGUGUGUAAACAUUGGCUACGAGGACUUUGUAAAAAAGGAGAUCAAUGCGAAUUUUUGCACGAAUACGAUAUGACAAAAAUGCCCGAAUGUUAUUUUUACUCACGUUUUAAUGCAUGUCACAAUAAGGAAUGUCCCUUUUUACAUAUUGAUCCAGAAACAAAAGUUCGAGAUUGCCCCUGGUACGAUAGAGGAUUUUGUAGGCAUGGACCUCUUUGUAGGCAUCGUCAUGUUAGAAGAGUUCUUUGUAUGGCUUAUUUAGCCGGCUUCUGUUCAGAUGGAGGGACUUGCAAAUUUAUGCAUCCACGCUUUGAAUUACCAGCCAUUCAAGAUAUGCAACCUAAAGAAGGCAAAAAGGUGAUGAUCACAUGUCACUUUUGCGGUGAAACUGGACAUAAAGCGAUAUAUUGUAAUAAAAUGCCACCAGAUAUGCGAGAAUCACAAGUCAGACAACAAGAUAUGGAUAGUGGACUUUAUCCUCAGCAUCAUGGACCAAUGCAUGGUAAUAUGCCACCAUCUAGAGGUCCACAAAAACCACUUGAAGAAGUCACUUGUUACAAAUGUGGUACAAAGGGACAUUAUGCCAAUAAAUGUCCAAAGGGACAUUUAGCAUUUUUAAGUCACGCUGGAACUGCAAAUUCUGGAAUGAAUAGUGGAUCAGGAGAUAGGAGAUAGAAUUGUAAAUAGUUGUAUGAAAUUGUAAUUUACCAAUUUAUUUAUAAAUGUUGUCAUACGAUAAUCAUAAAAAAAAAUCAAUUUCCAAUUAUAUCAAGUCUAGGUUUUACUAGAAAAAUAAUGAUUUGUAAAAUAAACAUACAAAUUUCUUUUUUCAUUAGUUUUUUUUUCUCUAUUAAUUUUUUCAAUAAAUGUUUUACUUUAUUAUUAUAA
Molecule: messenger RNA, 1208 nt
Organism: Leptopilina boulardi
Lineage: Eukaryota; Metazoa; Arthropoda; Insecta; Hymenoptera; Figitidae
Gene: Clp
Product: cleavage and polyadenylation specificity factor subunit 4
Exons: 4
Coding region: 126-995 (289 amino acids)
Molecular function (GO): zinc ion binding; RNA binding
Source: RefSeq, a predicted model, not a curated record